UGGAAUCAAAUCUCAAAAAUAGUAAGUAAGCCAUCAAAAUGGCUACUAAGAGCAAUCACUUGAAAAGCUUAUUCCUAGUUUAAGUUACCAUAAACCGAAUUUUUACCAUAUUAUAGAGCUUGAAGAUCUUAUGGAGCUUGGGCUCAAAAAUGGUGAGUUUCCCUAUUAUUCUAAGCCAAAUAAUAGAUGAGGACCUGAACACCCCAGUUAAAAAUCGUAUUGACAAGAAAGGGCUCCUUCAGCACUAUUAUAGAAUCAGAGAGUAUUCCUGGAAAUACAACAGAGAAGAACAGAAAGAGGAGAGGCUUUUCCUAGAGGAAAACCCUCUUGAAGGGAAAUAAAGUCAAGUAUUUCUUCUAUUUUCUCUAUGAUGGAAAUGAUCCCAUCCUCGAGAAAGAAAGACAUAGGAUCUCCAUUGGUGUUUACCAGCUGGUCCCUAUCCCUAAUGAACCAAGUGAUAUUAAAGCAAAUAUACUGUUCUUUAAUGGUCAAGAUAUUGAAAAGAUCUACUAUCAUAAAACAAUCCGAAAAGAAUUAGAUGAAGUAAUGGGCUAUAAAUAAAUCGAAGAAACAAAACCAAGACUCAGAAGAAGAGCCGUAUGAUUCACCUGAUGAAGAUGAUGAAGUUAAUGAUUUCUACUAUUUAAAGAGGAAAGAGGACUUUAUUGCUGAACUCAUUAUGAAAAAUUACACAGAACUUUCUACUUUAGUAAAUCUUUAUAACCCUUUAGAUGGCUGAAUUUAAACUAGAAUGGAUUAUCCCAGUAUGAAAAUAAAGGAAUUACUAAAAACAAAACUCACUUAUUCAGGCUGUUCCAAAGGAAUUGAGAUAAUUGACAAGAAGAGGAUUUACCUUGACUCUAUCCAAUUCAGAAUACCUUCACACAGGAUUUAGGCUAUCUCACCAUCAAGGAAGAAAUGUUGAUGGAAGAAAUCCAGUAUCUUAAUAUCAAAAUGGUCUUCCCCUCCAUUAAGAUAAAUUAUGAGUAUUCCAUUUGGUGUCCUUGAACGACUCUUGAAUGAAUCCAAAGAACUAAGCCUGAAAUAGUCCUAAAUAACACACUGAAAUAACAAGUUGAUCUUGCACCAAAAAUCACUGCCUCUUCGUCUACUGACCCCUUGUCCUAUUGACUUGAACAAAGAAGAAGACAGGGUCUUCUGCAAUUCCAUCAGCCCUAAACAAGUCAAGGAAUAUGGCCUCAAUUACAGAGGAAGAGCAACAAUAGUAUCCAGAAAGAACUUUCAAAUGGAGUAUAAAUUCAAACAAGACGAAAAGAAGCGGAUAGUACUCCAGACAGGAAAGAUAUACCCAGACACUUACUUUGUGGAUUAUGGAUAUCCGUACUCAACACAUCAUGCGUUUGCAAGCUCUUUAGCUGCUCAUAUGUAUUUUAAGUAUUUCUUAUAA
Moneuplotes crassus is the source of this 1408-nucleotide messenger RNA. NCBI's taxonomy places the organism in Eukaryota, Ciliophora, Spirotrichea, Euplotida, Euplotidae. The record is from the annotation of a GenBank genome assembly.